AUGCCUACAGCCACUGAAAAGAUCAUUGAAUUACAAAAGUUUUACCAAUCCACCAAUAAACCCAUUUAUGCUGCCCACCCAAGAUCCAAAUACUACCUGAUCCCAUACUUUGGAUUGCUGGGAGUCUCUGUUGCUGCUACAUUGUUUUACACUGGCCGUGCAUGCUUCGGUAUUAAAGAUAAGAAAUAA
Molecule: messenger RNA, 189 nt
Organism: Komagataella phaffii GS115
Lineage: Eukaryota; Fungi; Ascomycota; Pichiomycetes; Pichiales; Pichiaceae
Exons: 1
Coding region: 1-189 (62 amino acids)
Source: RefSeq, a predicted model, not a curated record